Prosopis cineraria is the source of this 1833-nucleotide messenger RNA. RefSeq names its product transcription factor TCP14. Bases 372 to 1565 code for a protein of 397 amino acids. NCBI's taxonomy places the organism in Eukaryota, Viridiplantae, Streptophyta, Magnoliopsida, Fabales, Fabaceae. Gene Ontology annotation, cellular component: nucleus. The record is from RefSeq and is a predicted model, not a curated record. Gene Ontology annotation, molecular function: sequence-specific DNA binding; DNA-binding transcription factor activity. The transcript is spliced from 2 exons.
UUGAAUGAUAAAAAAGAGCACCUCACGUGGACUCUGAACCAAAGACGCUGUCCAACCACAAUAAAAUGCCCCCAACCUCCCCCUCGCCCUCGCCUUCCCCAAUUUUUUUUUUCUUUUUGAUAUCUUUGCUCGUUCUGCACACACCCAACCAAAAUUAAUCAUGCUUUUUCAUUAUUUCAUUAACCCUCUCGCCCCUAUCAUUCUCACCCCGUGCUCGUCUCUUCUCUAAAAUCUAAAUAUAGCUAGCCCUACUGAUGAGAAAGACCCACCACAGAGAUUAAACUGUAUAGUAUAUAGCGUCCCUUGUCACACACUUCUUCUCCCUCUUCUCUCCCCUCCAACACACGAAUUAAACAGCUUCACUUACUUUAAUGGAAGGAGGUGAUGAUCUCCACCACCGUCACCACCAUCACCACUACCGUCCCACUUUUCCAUUUCAACUCCUCGAGAAGAAAGAAGAUCAGGACGCUGCUUCUUGCUCCACCUCUUCCCCUUAUCCUUCCUUAGCCAUCUCUGCUGACCCUCACUCCUCCAAUCCGAAUCUGUCCAACCAGAUCGUCCCCUCCUCCACCGAACCCUCCAGCAAGAAGCCCCCGCCCAAGAGAACCUCCACCAAGGACCGCCACACCAAGGUCGAUGGACGUGGCCGUCGCAUUAGAAUGCCUGCACUCUGUGCCGCUCGGGUCUUCCAGCUCACCCGCGAGCUCGGCCACAAGUCUGACGGUGAAACCAUCGAGUGGCUGCUCCAGCAGGCAGAACCUGCUGUCAUCGCCGCCACCGGCACGGGAACCAUCCCGGCUAACUUCACUUCGCUUAACAUAUCGUUGAGGAGCUCAGGAUCCACUAUGUCGGUCCCGUCACAGCUGAGAUCGUCCUACUUUAAUCCCAAUUUUCCUGUCCAACAGCGCCGGAGCUUGUUCCCCGGAAUUGGUCUGUCUUCCGAUAAUACCGCAGCGUCCACGCUUCUAAAUUUUCAAUCCAGUAACCUGACCACGAACCUGUUGCAAGCCAAGCAAGAGCUUCGCGACGGGGCGGGUCCGCCUUUGGCUGCUACAGCGUUGGAUUUGUCACCGGAGUCACCGGAAGAAGGGAUGGGAAGAAAACGGCGGUCGGCGGAGCAGGACUUGUCGUCAGCGCAGCAUCAAAUGGGGAGUUAUUUGUUGCAGUCGAGCGCGGGGGCGAUCCCUGCGAGCCAUGCUCAGAUUCCGGCCAACAUUUGGAUGGUGACGAAUUCAAGCAACCAGGUCAUGAGCGGUGAUCCUAUAUGGACAUUCCCGCCGGUAAGCAACAGUGGGCUGUACAGAGGAACCAUGUCGAGCGCGUUGCAUUUCAUGAACUUCCCUACCCCUAUGGCCCUAUUGCCGGGUCAACAAUUAGGUUCGUCGGCGAUAAAUAGUGGCGGUGGCGUUGUAUCGGGCGGUAACAUUAACGAAGGACAUUUGAGUAUGCUGGCAGGGCUGAGCCCGUACCGGCCGGUGAUCGGGCUGUCAGAGUCUCAGGCUAGCGGGUCCCAAUCACAUCGCGGAGGCGACGAUCGGCAUGACACCACCAGCCACCACUCGUAGAGGAUCACGAAUAUGGGGCGCUUCCUUACAUGUGUAGUUGUUUGAUGAUGUAUUGACACAAAAGAUGGAAAACGACUCACUUCCCCGGCCUUUGGUGAGUUUCCUACCUAACUGGCAUUUAGGGUUUUUCCCUCCUUUUAUUUCUAAAAACAAUAAAAAAUCUGUCACUCCCUUUAUGGGCCACAAGUUCGUGCGUGUGACAGUAGAGGGAUAGAACAGUGUUACCGCCAGGCAAAUAUAAAUUCAGUGGCUAUUUAGUGCAUUAAUG